AAGUGACUGGUGGUACAAACUUAUUGACAUUGAUCAGGCCGGCAUGACGUCACUUCCAUUGCAACAGAUAUUGCAAAUAUUGAGGAGGUGAAAGCAGAACCUAGCAACUCUUAGCUAUUAAACCAGCAAUGUGGGCUAUGAUGUUCUUUCAAAUAAAACAGAUCAAGAUACUUUGCCCAUUUAGUUGAUUUUAUUAUCUGCAGUGAGCAGCAGUCCCUAUGGUAAAGAAAAUGGAAUCUAUCUUGUGGAUACCUGUGGCAUUUGCGGCGUCAGCAGCUUGGUUAUAUAUACUCUCAAUAAAUCUGCCAGAACACACAGGAUCUCAAAGAUCAGCACUGAAGUUUCCAAGGAAUUUUGAUGAUCUUACAGCACUGGCUAGUCUAUUACAGGAGUAUAAAUCAGAUAACUUGCAAUAUGUCAUGUUACUCUUCUGUAGUGCCUAUCUGUUUAAACAGACAUUUGCAAUCCCAGGCUCCUUUUUUAUGAAUGUAUUAGGAGGAGCAUUAUUUGGGACAUGGAGAGCAUUUCUUAUGGCAUGUGUGUUAACUGCAUCAGGCGCCACCUUUUGCUAUCUUUUGUCUUGGUGUUUUGGGAAGUCCUACAUUGAAAAAUUCUUCCCAGAUAAAGUGCAGUUUAUGCAGAAAAAGGUCACAGACAAUAUGGACAGUUUAUUUUUCUUCCUGCUAUUUCUGAGAUUGUUUCCAAUGUCGCCAAACUGGUUCCUGAAUAUGGUAUCACCAGUUCUAGAUGUUCCUAUACAUAUGUUUUUCUUAUCAGUAUUUAUAGGUUUGAUGCCAUACAACUUCAUCUGUGUUCAGACAGGCAGUAUGCUCUUCGAGAUUACCUCUCUUGACAGAAUCUUCACAAAGGAAAUUACAUUGAAAAUGUUUGGCAUUGCUAUGGUAGCACUGUUACCUGGACUACUGAUCAAUAAAUUCAAAGAAGGCAGAUUGAAGACAGAAUAAGCACUGGACUGUUUAUACAGCUUUUCUUUGUCACCCCAAAAAAUUGAUGUACUUCUGUCUGUUUGAUAUUCUUUGUAUGUUUAUUGUCUAUCAUCCACAAUUCAUCUUCUAAACCACCAAGCUAUGUUUAUUGUAUAUCAUCCACAAUUCAUCUUCUAAACCAUCAAGCUAUGUUUAUUGUAUAUCAUCCACAAUCCCCUGAACCACCAAGCCAUUUUCAAGCAAACUUCUAAGGACUGUUCCUCGGGUGACUCUCUUUCAUAUUCCUUUGAAUCUUAGUCUGUAAGGUUUGCAGAAUUCUGAAUGCCAAAGCAACUGAAACUGAAAGGAAAAACUUACAAAUUUUCUCCCUGGAAACAGCUCUUCCAGUUUCAAAAUAAUUCUCUGAAAUCUUUCUUGGGUGACCCUCUAACAAAUGCAACACUGGCCAUAGCUUUAUCAGAUCAGGUGGUUCCAACAUUGUACAAGUGGUUAAAUUUAUGCUGAACAAGUGGAAGAAAUGACACAAAUCUUGUAAGUAUGACUGAUUGGACUUAAGUUUCUACCCUCCACACUAAAUAAAAUGAAAAUGAUUGGUGCACCUGGAGCAUGAGUCCAUUUCUUACAACCUAUGUUCAUAUAGCUGAGAUCUGGGUCAUUUUCUCAAACGCCUCUGUAUAGUCCAAGGGGAGAAGGAGAUUUUGUCAAUUUCUUGAGAGUACUCCCAUGAUGUAUAGUGCUUAAUAUGUGUAUGUCAAAAUGUAUUUGACCUAGAGUUAUAAAACAUUAGAGGAUUGUUUUUAGCUCACCUGUCACAAAAUGACAAGGUGAGCUUUUGUGAUCGCGCGUCGUCCGUCGUCCGUCCGUCAGUCAGUCCGUGCGUCUGUAAACUUUUGCUUGUGACCACUCUAGAGGUCACAUUUUUUGUGGGAUCUUUAUGAAAGUUAGUCAGAAUGUUCAUCUUGAUGAUAUCUAGGUCAAGUUUGAAACUGGGUUACGUGCCAUCAAAAACUAGGUCAGUAGGUCUAAAAAUAGAAAAACCUUGACUUCUCUAGAGGCCAUAUAUUUCACAAGAUCUUCCUGAAAAUUGGUCAGAAUGUUCAACUUGAUGAUAUCUAGGUCAAGUUCGAAACUGGGUCACGUGGCUUUAAAAACUAGGUCAGUAGGUCUAAAAAUAGAAAAACCUUGUGACCUCUCUAGAGGCCAUAUAUUUCACAAGAUCUUCAUGAAAAUUGGUCAGAACGUUCACCUUGAUGAUAUCUAGGUCAAGUUCAAAACUGGGUCAUGUGCCUUCAAAAACUAGGUCAGUAGGUCAAAUAAUAGAAAAACCUUGUGACCUCUCUAAAGGCCAUAUUUUUCAUGGGAUCUGUAUGAAAGUUGGUCUGAAUAUUCAUCUUGAUGAUAUCUAGGUCAAGUUCGAAACUGGGUCACGUGGCCUCAAAAACUAGGUCAGUAGGUCUAAAAAUAGAAAAACCUUGUGACCUCUCUAGAGGCCAUAUAUUUCAUGAGAUCUUCAUGAAAAUUGGUCAGAAUGUUCACCUUGAUUUUAUCUAGGUCAGGUUCGAAAGUGGGUCACGUGCCAUCAAAAAUUAGGUCAGUAGGUCAAAUAAUAGAAAAACCUUGUGACCUCUCUAAAGGCCAUAUUUUUCAUGGGAUCUGUAUGACAGUUGGUCUGAAUGUUCAUCUUGAUGAUAUCUAGGUCAAGUUCGAAACAGGGUCAUGUGCGAUCAAAAACUAGGUCAGUAGGUCUAAAAAUAGAAAAACCUUGUGACCUCUCUUGAGGCCAUACUUGUGAAUGGACCUCCAUAAAAAUUUGUCAGAAUGUUCACCUUGAUGAUAUCUAGGUCAAGUUUGAAAGUGGGUUACGUGCCGUCUAAAAGUAGGUCAGUAGGUCAAAUAAUGAAAAAACGUUGUGACCUCUCUAGAGGCCAUAUUUUUCAUGGGAUCUGUAUAAAAGUCGGUCUGAAUGUUGAUCUUGAUGAUAUAUAGGUCAGUUUGAAACUGGGUCAACUGCGAUAAAAAACUAGGUCAGUAGGUCUUGAAAUAGAAAAACCUUGUGACCUCUCUAGAGGCCAUACCCUUGAAUGGAUCUUCAUGAAAAUUAGUCAGAAUGUUCACCUUGAUGAUAUCUAGGUCAAGUUUGAAAUGGGUCACGUGCCUUAAAAAACUAGGUCAGUAGGUCAAAUAAUAGAAAAACCUUGUGACCUCUCUAGAGGCCAUACUUUUCAUAGGAUCUGUAUGAAAGUUGGUCUGAAUGUUCAUCUUGAUGAUAUCUAGGUCAAGUUUGAAAUUGGGUCAACUGCUUCAAAAACUAGGUCAGUAGGUCUAAAAUUAGAAAAAUCUUUUUACCUUUCUAGAGGCCAUAUUUUUCAAUGGAUCUUCAUAAAAAUUGAUCUGAAUGUUCACCUUGAUGAUAUCUAGGUCAGUUUAGAAACUGGGUCAAGUGCAGUUAAAAACUAGGCCAGUAGGUAUAAAAAUAGAAAAACCUUGUGACCUCUCUAGAGGCCAUAUUUUUCAUGAGAUCUUCAUGAAAAUUAGUGAGAAUGUUCACCUUGAUGAUAUGUAGGUAAAAUUCAAAACAGGGUCACGUACCUUUGAAAACUAGGUCAAUAGGUCAAAUAAUAGAAAAACCUUGUGACCUCUCUAGAGACCAUAUUUUUCAAUGGAUCUUCAUGAAAAUUGGUCAGCAUUUUUAUCUUGAUAAUAUCUAGGUCAAGUUCAAAACUGGGUCACAUGAGCUCAAAAACUAGGUCAUUAUGUCAAAUAAUAGAAAAAACGAUGUCAUACUCAAAACUAGGUCAUGUGGGAAGAGGUGAGCGAUUCAGGACCAUCAUGGUCCUCUUGUAUAGCUUAUUAAGUUUUGCACUCGGUGUUCUCUUUGGGAUUUUACUCAGCUAGGCCAGAGUUAUGGUCCUUCACUAAGUGAAAAAUACACAAAGUUUUUACAAGUUUGUGUUGCAGACAUCUAAAAAAUCGUUUAACCUUUAGUCAUAAGACCAUGUACAGUUACAGGAGUGGGGGGCACCUGCCCCCCAUCCCUCCCAUCCCAACCUGAUUAUUUUGUUACCGCAACCCCCAGUUCAAAAAAGAAGAAAAAACGAACCAGUUCUUCUUUUCUCUCCUCUCCUGGUUAUUUUUUCACCCUUAGAUUUUGUACACAAACAAAACAGCACGAAAAUAUGGUAGCUGUAACAGUCUCAUCAGAGAGACUAAUCAACAAAAAUGAUGAACUAAAGGCAACAUGUUAACACUAAAAAUACUAAUAGGGAAAAAACUAACUAGUCAGUUUCUUCCCCCUUCACCGUCAACUAUUCAGACAUUUAGAUACAUACAUACCAGGGGGGAAAGAUUUUGAACCAAUGGUGUUUCAUUUGAUUUGAUGUAUAACAGGUACAAACUGCCAAAAGUCUUACUUUAUGAGACCAGAAAUGUGUCAUUUUGUCAACUUAUUAUGCAUAAAAAUUGUUGAAACCACAAGAUCUGAUAAAGCUAUGGACAGUCUGAAAUGCCUUCAGAUCAUUUUACUAUGUUAAAAAACAUGGUCAUCAGGGGGCUGUGCAUUUUUCUUUAAAGCUAUAUUAGAAACUUUCUGUUGGUCUGACAUGUUUUUAUGCCCCCGAUUGGAAGGCAUAUAGUUUUUGAACCGUCUGUCGGUCCGUCUGUCCGCAAUUUUCGAGUCCGGUCCAUAUCUUUGUCAUCAAUGGAUGGAUUUUCAAAUAACUUGGCAUGAAUGUGUACCACAGUGAGACGACUUGUCACUCGCAAGACCCAGGUCCCUAGCUCAAAGGUCAAGGUCACACUUAGACGUUAAAGGAUAGUGCAUUGAUGGGCAUGUCUGGUCCAUAUCUUUAUCAUCGAUAGAUAUAUUUUCAAAUCACUUGGCAUGAAUGUGUACCACAGUAAGACAACGUGUCGUGCGCAAGACCCAGGUCCGUAGCUCAAAGGUCAAGGUCACACUUAGACAUUCAUUAAAGGAUAGUGCAUUGAUGGGCGUGUCCGGUCCAUAUCUUUGUCAUCCAUGGAUGGAUUUUCAAAUAACUUGGCAUGAAUGUGUACCACAGUAAGACGACGUGUUGCACGCAAGACCCAGGUCUGUAGCUCAAAGGUCAAGGUCACACUUAGACGUUAAAGGAUAGUGCAUUGAUGGGCGAGUCCGGUCCAUAUCUUUGUCAUUCAUGUAUGGAUUUUAAAAUAACUACGCAUGAAUGUGUGGCACAGUAAGACGAUGUGUCGCGCACAAGACCCAGCAUCAGCCAUAACUAUUCAUUCAAAGUGCCAUCGGGGGCAUGUGUCAUCCUAUGGAGACAGCUCUUGUUUUGCAUUGAAAUUUUGCAUAAAGAAUGAUCAAUUAUACAGAAAAUGGUGGUUGUAAAGCAGUAUAUAUAAUAGCUGUUAAGGAAUGACAUGAUAUAUACAAGAAAAAUUGAUCAAAGAAUUAAGUGAUAACUGAAAUUACUAAGCUAUAUUUAAAAUAUAUAGAAAACAGAAGUUAUGUUUAUAAACCUCCACCCUCCACACAAAAUUGUAUUGAUAGCUUUGAGACAAUAAUGGAAACUAAUAUUACCACUUGUCACUGAAAUAUUUAAUUUUAGCGAGAAGAUUUUAAGAGCAAUUCAAAACUGCAAAAAAUCAUAAGGACAAAAGCAUGUGGUUGGUAGUUAUUGUCCUAUCUUGAUGUUACCAAAACUGUCCAAAAUACUUAAAGGGCAUUUCAGGCAGUUGUUACUGCCCAACCUAUUAUGCAGUGGCUGGUCCAUUACCUCUUGAAAUAUUUUCAGAAAGUAUCUAACACUUCAUGCUAAUGGAAAUAAAGUACGUUGUAGAUGUGUAUGGCACGCCAAUUGUCCAGUUGUUGUGUGUGUUGUUGUGUGAACCUAGCUUCACGGUCGAAAAACUAGGAUUAACGAUCGAUAAACCAGGUUUUUCGAAUGUAAAACCAGGUUUUUUGAAUACAACCCUAUAUUUUCAAAACAUAGGAUAACACCGUAAACCAUAGUUCACGCUCAUUCACAGUUGUAAACAUAGGUUCACGUUCAUAAACUAUAGUUAACGAGUGUGAACUGGGGUUCACAAGUGUAAACAUAGGAUAACCACUGUAAACAUAGGAUAACCACCGAAAUUCAUAGUUAAAUCGAGAAACCUAGUUUAUCAAACGUAAACCAUGGUUUACGGUUGAUAUAUUAGGAUUAUAAAAUCAACUAUGAAUUUCGGGUGUGAACAUGGGUUUACGGCCAUGAACCUAUGUUUAUGAGCAUGAACCUACAUUUACGAACAUGAACCCAUGUUUACGACCAUGAGCCUAGGUUUAUGACCAUGAACCGUAGUUUACGGACGUGACAUGUAUGGCUAUUGCCCCUUAAUUACGUGAACCCAGGUUCAAGGUAAAAAACUAGGAUUAUCCAUUGAUACUAACUAGAUUUUUCAAAAGUAAAAGCAUGUUAACCUAUUCUUUUGAGCGAAAAGAUAGGAUAACGUCGUAAACCAUAGUUCACGCUCGUAAACAUAGGUUCACAUUCGUAAACCCAAGUUAAAGGUCGUAAACAGAAGUUCACGUUCGUAAACUAUGGUUCACACUCGUGAACUCCGGUUCAUGCUAGUGAACUCUGGUUCAUGCUUGUGAACUCUGGUUCACGCUCUAAAACUAUGGUUCACACUCGUGAACCCCAGUUCAUGCUCGUUAACAUAAGAUAACGGCCGUAAUUCAUAGUUCAAUCGAGAAACCUAGUUUAUCGAACGUUAAACCAUGGUUUACGAUUGAUAUACUAGGAUUAUACAAGCCAGAACCUAGGUUUACGUUCGAUAAACUAGGUUUUCGAACAAAACUAUGAUUUUCAGUCGUAAACAUUGGUUCACGUUUGUAAACAUAAGUUCACGCUCUAAAACUUAGGAUAAUGACCGGAAUUUAUAAUUCAAUCGAGAAACCUAGCUUAUUAAACAUAAACAUGGGUUCAAGAGCGUAAACUAUGGUUUAACUCUGUUAUCCUCUGUUUUUGCUCGAAAAUUUUUCGACCAAGAAUGUAAGUAUUGGAUAUUUGGCAUGCCGUGAACCAUAGUUGAUGGACGUGAACCUAUGUUUACAAGCAUAAACCUAUGUUUAUGACUGUGAACUUGGGUUUACAAUCGUGAACCUAGGUUUACGUCCGAUAAGUUAGUUUUCCCGAACAUAACUAUGAUUUUCGGUCGUUAUCCUAUGUUCACAAGCGUGAACCUAUAUUUACGGAUGUAAACCCAUGUUCACAGCCGUAAACCCAAGUUCAAGGUCGUUAACAUAGGUUCAUAAAAUAUAGGAUCACGCUCGUGAACUAAGGAUAACGAAAUUUAUAGUUCAAUCGAGAAACCUUGUUUAUCGAACGUAAACCUGGGUUCACGAGCGUAAACUAUGGUCUACACCCGUUAUCAUAUGUUUUCGUUCGAAAAUAUAGGUUAGUAUUCGAAAAAAUCUGGUUUUACGUUCGAAAAACCUAGUUUAUCGAUCGCUAAUCCUAGUUUUUCAAACGUGAACCUAGGUUCACGUAAUUAUUGGACAAUUGGGGUGCCAUAGAUGUGAACAUAUUUUAGUAAAUAGGGAAUUAGCCGGUUCUAUCUACAGGAAAGGGAAAUGCAGUGGAAAAGAGAUGUCUAUUUACAAAUAAGAUGACAUGUGAGAAAGUACAGAAAAUGUAGCCUCGGGUAGUGUAGCCACAAAUGAAGACAAUAAUUACAGUUAAAUUUUCAGUCACGUUUAAACAUGUAAUUUCUAGUCAUGUAGGAUAUAUAUCAUAUACUGCUGCAUGAAAUGUAUAUAUGUGUUGGCUGUUAGUCUGUUUAUUAUGUAAGUCCAGUUAAAGAACACAAAUUGAAGACAGUGAUGUGGUUUCUAGUUUAUUUUCAUUAAAUUAAUGUCUGCCAAUUCCAGUAUAUCAACAAAAUGGUUUCUUCAAAUGUGUUAGACAGCAGAUCCAGUCAAGAAUUUAGUUCCUAGUUAUGUUGAGACAUAUUGAUGAUUUCUGCAAUAUCCUUUUAUAGGAAAGGCUCAGAAACAUUUACUCCAACUGACAUGAAAAAAAUGUCAACUAAAGGAAAAAAAUAAAAUUAAUCGCUCGGCAAACAGAAGCCUAAAAGUCACUUAAGGUGAUAAAAACAAUCACUUACUCCAGCUUCAGACAUUGAUAAAAAGGGAAGUAGGAAUACCUGCUAAAGCUAUUUCCUGAUUAAAAUUUAGUGGUAUUAAAACAGAUUAUAGCUUCAAGGUGCCUUACACCUUUAUGCCUAAAUUAGUGUUUACACUAUGUACUUAUAUUGAUUAAAACCUUCUGACAAGCGGGCUUAUGCUUUUAAAGCGACUAAGCCACACAUCAUGAUGUGAGAUUUUAAAAAAUUAAACAUUUCCUAUAUUCACCUUAAUUAAAUAUGUUGCAUAUUGGAUGUUAUAAAAAUCUAUUUUCCAUCCUAUUCUGUUGAAAAUCAUUGUUUUCUUAAUAGAUUUGAAAUAAAAGCAAUUGUCUGCCAUUUUUGAUAGGGUGUCCAGGUGUAUUUGAUAGGGUGUCCAGGUGUAUAAAAAAACAACUGGAAUUCUGUUCAGCAUCACAUGACAAUGAGAGUAAUAAUCAAUAGAGCACAGACUUAGCUGGUACACAGUAACAAAAUGACAGUAAGAAUUCUGGGUAAAGAGAUUAGGUAUUUAACGGCAUCAUAGUAAGAUUCUCUACAAAAAAAUUCAAAUAGUGGUGAUUAGUCAGUUUUAGGAGCCACUAGAACUAAUACCGGUAAUACAUUAAAUUAAACAACAUCUUCUCCUGACCUGCUUGAUGGAUCUCCAUCAGACUUCAUCAUUAGCAUCAUUAUAAGGUCCUCUAACAAAUUUGUUAUCCCCCCGACAUAGUUGAAAGGAUUUUUAAAAAACCUGGUAGAAAUGUUAACUGGUACUGUAACAGUUCAAUGCGGCCCUGCAAGUUUCAUUUAGACAGGAUAAGAAGACAAGAUUUAUGGCCUUUUGCAGUUAUAUAUGCUAUAUAGUACAUAUGUAGUUUUUAUUCGAUUUUUGCCUUUUGCAGUUAUAUAUACUAUAUAAUACAUAUUUUUUGCCUUUUGCAGUUAUAUAUACUAUAUAAUACAUAUUUUUUGCCUUUUGCAGUUAUAUAUACUAUAUAGAACAUAUGUAGAGUUUUUAUUGAGUUUUUGUCCUUUCGUAAUCAUAUCUCAGAAUUGGCUUGUAGAAUUUCAAUAAAACAGUUAAUGUUAACUGGUAUAAAGAAAUGUGGCCCUGAAAGUUUCAGUUGGAUUGCUUGAGGAAGACAAGAUUUAUGGCACAUUGUACUUGUAUAAAUAAUAUAUAGAUAGUCUAUUUUCUGUCUGCCAGGAGUCAUAUCUCGGACAUGAUUAACUUGGUAGAAAUGUUACUGCAUAUGGAAAUGCGGCUCUGCAAGUAUCAAACAGAUUGCUUGGUGGAAACAAGAUUUAUAUAUAUUACUAGUGUUUUAUUCCAUUUUUGUCUGUCUGUAGUCAUAUAUCUGGUAAUAAUGUAACUUACUUUAAAAUGUAGUCUUGCAAGAUUCAGUGAAAUUGCUUCAGAAACAAAUCGGUUAUGGCCCUUAUAUAUAUAUAUAUAGUUCUUAUAUAAAAUUUACUAUACAGAGUAUUUUUAAACAUCUUUAAUGGCAUUUAAGGGUCCAUUUUUGCUAAUGGGAUAUUGUGACCAAGCUUAGUACAUACAUAACUUUCUUGGAAACUGAUGUACGGUAUGCGGUCUGUUCGCUGGAGUCGAGGUUAAGGUCAAUGUUACUAAAAGUAGAAUUUUUUAUCUGCUCAAUAACUUCACUAAGGAAUAGGAUAUCAAACUUGGAAUUUAGAAAGCUUGCAAUGAGGCUGUGAUAUUAGAUAUAUUUUGGAUAGCUUGGGUUAUGGUCAGGAUCAUUGUGAAUGGUUUUCUAUUAACAUCUUCAGGUAACUUUCAUAGACACCAAUGUUUUUGUUUCAUUUUGGAUAGGUUGGGUCGAGAUCAUUUAAUUAAAUAAAGAAAAAUGGAUUUUGAUUUAUUAUUUUGUAAGGAAUGACGGGGACAACUUUUUCAGAAUAUAUUAAGUAUCCGUCAUACGGGACAGUACAGCAGAACAUGUAAUGGUCAAGUAAAAUAUUGGUAAAGAUGUUGUUCGUUUAUCAAAUAUUUCUGUGUUUUGAUGAUAUACUCCUAAACCUUAAUAGCCCUUGGUAACCCCUCACCAUAACAAUCCUCAGAAAUCCAAUCGGGCUAAGAAAUUCCAUUCUGAGAUACUUACGCGAGAAAUUAAGUCUGAUAAGUCAUAAAACAUGGACUUUAAUUAGCAUGUUAUUUGGGUUGAUUUUGUCACAAAACCUGUCCUUUUUCAAUACCAAAUAAAGUACCUCAGAAAGCCCAGAAUGCACCAGAUGGAUCCAUUGUUUUCAAAAUUUUCCACCCCCCUAGUUGUGCCCCCCCCCCCCCCUCCCCCAAUGCCAAAUCCUGGAUCCGCCCCUGGUAAAUGCCAUUUUCAUACCAAAUAUAAGCUUUAUAUGUUUCAGAGUUGUGUUGCUGGAUAAAAUGAAAGUGAAAGUAAGUAUUUCCUGAUGUCUGCCUAGCGUUUUUAUCACGUGUCCAAGUCACAUGACUAAGGCCAUGUCUUUGGGUACAUUUAAAUUGCAUAUAGACAGACAAGUAGCGGAGACUUGAUACUUUCUAACCUUUAGCCCUUGUGCCUCUGUGUGCAAGGGAGCAAUCCAUUAAUGGACUCAGUCCUUCCAAGUUUAGCGGAUGCAGAAACAUCGUUUUAAGAAAAUAUGAAGGAACGAACUGAUGGUGGGAGGCCACAUUAGUUCACCAGGAGUACUAUGAAAGAUCAUUAUCCGCAUGCAUAUUUAAUCGAGAGUCAAUGCCGUUUAAUUUUAAACUACCGGUAAAUGCUAAAUAUCCAGCUGAUCGAAGCUACAGCAAAAAGAUUUGGACCACAUGUAAAAUGUUUGAUACAGAUUUCAAUACUCAUCUUGAAUAGUCUUAAUCAUGACCUACUGACCUACUUUUUCGUUUCUGAAGUUACAGUGUAGAAAUUUGGACCACCGGUAUAAUUUUUUAUACAGAUUUCAAUACUCAUCUUGAUGCUCUUACAGAAGCAUGCCUCUGUGGCGUACAUGCUGUGUAUUUGCUGUGUAUAUGCCGCGAACACAGUAGUACGCCAGAGGAGUACAUUUUAAAUACAGCGCAUGCCGCGUACAUGCCGCAUACUAUUUCGACAAGUACACAGCAUGUACGCAGGAGGUCACUAGUACACUUCAAGUACGCAGCACAGACUCUGAAAAUUUAAGGAGUACACUGCAUGUACGCAGGAGGGACUUGUACAAGAAAAUAGUACACUGCAUGUAUACCGCAGAUACUUUGAAAUUUGUGCAGUACACUUCAUAUAUGCGGGAAAGACUUGUACAAUUUCUUUUGGCAUUUAUAUUUAGGUUUUUUUUUAAAGUUAAAGUCUGAAGUAAACUUCAUCUACGCGGGAGGGACUUGUUAAUUUUCUUUUGGUGUUUAUACUUUGAAUUCUUUUAGGUAAAAGUCUGAAAUACACUUCAUGCAGGAAGGAUUUGUACAUUUUCUUUUUUUCUUUUUUUUGGAAGCAAGAACUUGAUUUCCGAGUAACUUUUAUCUUAAUAGCAUAGAAUAGUUCACAUUACCGGUAUACUGAACAAUGAAAAUUUGCCAAACUAUUUGCAAUAUUCAUUUGUGAAGCUUACAUCUUAGUGAUUUCUGAGCUGCACCUUUGCAUGCAGUGUAAAAAUAUAUUCUUUUUCAUUUUGAAUUAAUCCUGGAGCUUUCUAACUUGGAUAAUUGAAAAGCCUUAUUUGAACUUCGUUGCAUUACAUUUUGUAAUACAUGAAAUAAUUACCAAGAUAAUGCCUCAACAGUGCCCGAAUGAGAAGAAUUAAUAGCUCUCACUGUUAUUUGAAUACUCUUAAGCAAAACACCAUUCUAUCAUGUUUUAUAAAGGCUUUAAUGCUCAUUAUGUUAACUCAUUAAGGCCUCACCAAAUUAAAAAGUUGUUCAUCGGAUUUGCCGCUCGUAUAUUUUCAGAACGUUUUUGGCUAAUUGCGCUCGCCCCA
Molecule: messenger RNA, 12023 nt
Organism: Mercenaria mercenaria
Lineage: Eukaryota; Metazoa; Mollusca; Bivalvia; Venerida; Veneridae
Product: transmembrane protein 41A-A-like
Exons: 6
Coding region: 219-965 (248 amino acids)
Source: RefSeq, a predicted model, not a curated record